Messenger RNA from Nelumbo nucifera (sacred lotus), 1246 nucleotides. RefSeq names its product Photosystem II manganese-stabilising protein (PsbO) family. Lineage: Eukaryota; Viridiplantae; Streptophyta; Magnoliopsida; Proteales; Nelumbonaceae. Gene Ontology annotation, molecular function: oxygen evolving activity. Gene Ontology annotation, cellular component: photosystem II oxygen evolving complex. Gene Ontology annotation, biological process: photosystem II assembly; photosystem II stabilization. The record is from RefSeq and is a predicted model, not a curated record.
UCUUUUCUGCCUCCCUUGCCUUGAAUAUACAAGCAUUUCAUUGCAAGUAAUAAAGGAGUGGGAGGGACCUCUCUCAUUGGAGGAGGAGAAAGCAAAACAGGCGACAACCAGAAAAUAAUGGCAGCCUCUCUUCAAGCCGCGGCAACUCUCAGGCAGCCGACUAAGGUCGGCGUACCGGUUAAGGGCGGGCUGCAGUUGAGAUCCACUCCGACCGUCUGCAAGAAUUUCGGCUUCGACCCAUCUUGCGCCAGGCUCACCUGCUCUCUUCAGAGCGAUCUCAAAGAAUUGGCUCAGAAAUGUGUUGAUGCCACCAAGAUCGCCGGUUUCGCACUGGCUACCUCAGCUCUAGUGGUUUCGGGAGCAAGCGCUGAAGGAGUCCCUAAAAGGCUAACAUACGAUGAGAUCCAGAGCAAGACAUACAUGGAAGUAAAGGGAACCGGAACCGCGAACCAGUGCCCCACAAUUGAAGGCGGCGUCGACUCUUUUGCCUUCAAGACUGGCAAAUACAACUUGAAGAAGUUAUGCUUGGAGCCGACGUCGUUCACAGUGAAGGCGGAGGGUGUGAGCAAGAACGCCCCACCCGAGUUCCAGAAGACCAAGCUCAUGACCCGUCUGACCUACACCCUCGACGAGAUCGAGGGGCCCUUCGAGGUGUCCCCCGACGGAACAGUUAAAUUUGAGGAGAAAGACGGGAUUGACUACGCCGCAGUUACGGUUCAGCUCCCGGGAGGCGAGCGAGUGCCCUUCCUGUUCACCAUCAAGCAGCUCGUAGCCUCCGGCAAACCUGAGAACUUCGGAGGACAAUUCCUUGUGCCAUCUUACAGGGGCUCAUCUUUCCUAGACCCCAAGGGAAGAGGUGGCUCAACGGGUUACGAUAACGCCGUCGCUUUGCCCGCCGGAGGAAGAGGAGAUGAAGAGGAGCUGACCAAGGAGAACAUAAAGGACCCAUCAUCCUCGACCGGAACGAUAACCCUCAGCGUGACCAAGAGCAAGACGGAGAGCGGUGAGGUGAUAGGAGUGUUUGAGAGCCUUCAGCCAUCUGAUACUGAUUUGGGAGCAAAGACUCCUAAGGACGUGAAGAUCCAAGGGAUUUGGUAUGCCCAGCUUGAGUCGUAGAAGCUGCACUUUUUGUUUUUUGUCUCCUGUAUGCAAUCUUCGUGUCGGAUUUUGUAUGAAUAGAAUGUCGGCUUUUUUUAUUUUUUCGGUUUUACGUUAUAAAACAAACACUGUUGUCGCUGGACGCUAU